This is a messenger RNA of Manis javanica (Malayan pangolin), 4260 nucleotides long. RefSeq names its product ADAM metallopeptidase domain 8 (gene ADAM8). Gene Ontology annotation, molecular function: cell adhesion molecule binding; metalloendopeptidase activity. The record is from RefSeq and is a predicted model, not a curated record. Lineage: Eukaryota; Metazoa; Chordata; Mammalia; Pholidota; Manidae. Gene Ontology annotation, biological process: regulation of cell-cell adhesion; positive regulation of membrane protein ectodomain proteolysis; positive regulation of cellular extravasation.
UCAUCGUCUGCUCUGGGUGGGCUGCCUCGGAGAGCCCCCAGACCACACGGUUGUCUACAUGGGCUUGCUUAGCCCUGUGCUUCCUCAGGUGGAGAGGGUCAUUUUUCAAAAUGUUUUUGGCCUCAAAGACUGUGGAAACAGCAUUUGGGCAGGCUGAAGAUAUUAUCAGGAGGUCUCAUGGGACCAGACCCAGGCCCAGUCCCCCUGCUUGCUAUCCAGAGAGCUGGGCUGGGCCGCCUCAGCACCAGUAGCCCUCAGCCAUUGCAUUUGUUCUGGGCACCAGGGGACAGCACAGCCCGAUGGGAUGAGGGGAUUGGGUCGUGGGUGUGCCUGCCGGGGCCCUUUGCUCCUGUGUGGUGCCCCUCCCUUCCUGCUGUGGGCCUCUCUGGGAUCACUUGCCCUCCCUGUGCCUACCCCCCAGUUAGGCCCCUCUGUCCACACUCCUGGCCAAGCCUCCCCUAUCUGCUGAUGUGUGCGUGCGUGCGUGCGUGCGUGUGAGUGAUUUGUGAAGUUCCAUUCUGAUUACGUGCUCCAGGUGAUCUUGGCAGGGCUCCUCGAGACAGUCCAGGCUUCACAGCUCUGUCCCCAUGGGGCAGAGUGUGGGCAGCUCUUGCCCUGGCCACCACCUUGCAGGGGGACAGCUGGGGGCUCUAUUCCCUACCAGUCUGCAGGAUGCGCAGGCGUGAUGUGUGCAGACACAGAUUUUCCGGAGUCGUGGCACUAUUCAAAGGCUCACCAGUGAGCAGAGGCACCUGCUGGCCCUCAGCUUGGGGCCGCCUGCCUGGCCCUGAGGCCCAGAAACAGUGUCCCUGUCCUGGGUGCUGGUAGCCAGUGGUGAUGGGAGCGGAGUGGUCAGUGGCGGGUCCUGUGGGCUGAGUAGGGGAUGGCCGGCCCUAAGGCCAGCCUGUCAGCUGGGAGAGGAAGCGUGUCUCCACAGCAGCUGUGUUUUUGCUGAUCCAGACUCGCUGCCUUCGAACUCUUCAAAUCAUAUGCAACAUGACUGAGGAGAGAAGUAAAAUUGUCAGGAGCAUUUGUGUUUACGUGGCUUUGCUUUAUGACAGAUGCCUGCCCUCCAGGACCCCCACUGUGGGUCCAGCCCCUGGCCAGCAGGAACCCCAGGGCUUUCUGUUGCCCAGGAAGUCAGAGAACACGCCCACCUGCCUCAAACCCAGGCACAGCCUUUCACAGACACUUCCUCUCCAAGGGCCCCUGGGCCACACCUCACCCCGGGGCUGGCCCCUCACCGCUCCAGGGAGGGGCCCGGGAAGUCUGUGCUGCACCCCACCUUAAUUCAGCCCCGUCCCUGAAGCUCUCACCACGUGCUGGAUACAGCUUAGGGGCCCAAAACUGAGCAGAAAUUGGAAAAAUGACGGGGGAGCGAUACUCUCUCCACAGGUAUGGCCCCGCCCUCCGUAUCCCGGGGCUGAUUGGCAGUCAGCUGAGGGCUGGUCAAGGGGCGGGGUGCGCCGGGAUGGGCCUCUGAUCAGCUUGCUAGGGCCGGACGGAGCAGUGAGCGCAUCCUGGACCGGGCCCUGGCCACCGUUCCGUCGUGCCACCCACCCCCCGCCAGCCAUGCACGGCCUUGGCCUGGGGCUGCUCGGCAUGCUGUGGCUGCAGGUGGUCACCCCCAGUGACCCCCUGCCCCACGUGGAGCAGUAUGAGGUGGUGUGGCCCCGGCGCCUGCCAGGAGCCCGUGCCCGCAGAGCCCUGCCCUCCCACUCGGGACUGUACCCCGACAGUGUGAGCUAUGUCCUUGAGGCCCGAGGACACACUUUUACCCUGCAUCUGCGGAAGAACAGGGACUUGGUGGGCUCAGGCUACACGGAGACUUAUACGGCGGCCGAUGGCUCCCAGGUGAUAGAGCCACUACCGAGGCAGGACCACUGCUUCUACCAGGGCCACGUGGAGGGGCAGGAGCACUCGGCCGCCAGCCUCAGCACCUGUGUUGGCCUCAGGGGCUUCUUCCGGGCCGGCUCAGCUGUCCACCUGAUUGAGCCCCUUGGUGGGAGUGAUGAAGAAGGGCAGCAUGCGCUGUACCAGGCGGAGCACCUGCAGCAGAAGGCCGGGACCUGUGGGGUCAGCGACCACAGCCUGGAUGAGGUCCUGGGGCCUAGGAUCUCAGCAGCCUUCAGGCCCCCGAACUGGCCGCUACCCCGAGAGACCCGCUAUGUGGAGUUGUUUGUGGUUGUGGACAGCAUGGAGUUCCGGCUGUUGGGGAGCAGAGAAGCUGUGCACAAGAGAGUGCUGGAGGUGGUGAACCACGUGGACAAGCUUUAUCAGGAGCUCAAUUUCCGCGUGGUCCUGGUGGGUCUGGAGGUCUGGAACAGUGGGGACAAAAUCCAUGUCAGCUCCCAUGCCAACAUCACGCUGGAGAACUUCCUGGCCUGGCGGGCGCAGAGCCUGGCAGGGCGGCACCCACAUGACAACACACAGCUUAUCACUGGCAUUGACUUCACCGGGACCACCGUGGGCCUGGCCAGGGUGUCCUCCAUGUGUUCCUGGGACUCAGGGGCUGUGAACCAGGACCACCACCACCACCCAGUCGGUGUGGCAUCCACCAUAGCCCACGAGAUGGGCCACAACCUGGGCAUGGACCACGACGAGAACGUCCAAGGCUGCUACUGCCCGGUGCCGCGGGAGGGCGGUGGCUGCGUCAUGGCGGCCAGCAUCGGCUCCCAGUUCCCCAGGAUGUUCAGCCAUUGCAGCCGGGCCGACCUGGAGGUGUUCGUGGAGAAGCCCCACACGGCCUGCCUGGUGAAUGCCCCAGACCCUGACCGGCUGUUGGGCGGCCCCGUGUGCGGGAACCUGUUCGUGGAGCGGGGCGAGCAGUGUGACUGUGGCCCACCCCAGGACUGCCAGAACCACUGCUGCAACGCCACCACCUGCCAGCUGGCUGUGGGGGCUGAGUGCGCCCAGGGUGCUUGCUGCCAGGAGUGCAGGGUGAAGCCAGCUGGGGAGCUGUGCCGCCCCACGAGGGACAGGUGUGACCUCGAGGAAUACUGUGACGGCCAGGCGCCAGGGUGCCCAGAGGACGCCUUUCAGGAGAACGGCACGCCCUGUCCAGGGGGCUACUGCUAUGAUGGGAGCUGCCCCACACUGGCCCAGAGGUGCCGGGACCUGUGGGGGCCAGGCGCCCGGGUCGCUGCAGAGGAGUGCUACACCUACGGCAUCCUGCCAGGUUGCAGGGGCAGGAGCCCCCUGGGUUCUGGAAGGGCCCACACAUGUGGAGUCCUGUUCUGCGAGGGUGGGUGGAAGCCCCCGGAGCGGACCUCCUGCACACGCUCAUCCCACCUGGCAUCCUGCCAGGCACUUGGCAGGGUGCGCAGCACCCAGUAUGAGCCGGUGCCUGAAGGCACCAAGUGCGGUGAGGAGAAGGUUUGCUGGAAAGGACACUGCCAGGACCUGCAAGUUUACAGAGCCAGAAACUGCUCCGCUCAGUGCGGCAACCACGGGGUGUGCAACCACAAGAGGGAGUGCCACUGCCAGCCAGGCUGGGCCCCACCCCACUGCAUAGAGCUGCUGUCACACAAACGGCCAGCGUCCAGGAGACGCCCUGUGGCCGUGCUGGUGGCUGUGCUGCUCCUGGUGGCCCUGGUGCUCACCCUGGCAGGCGUGGUCAUCUACCUCAAGGCUUGGCGACGCAUGCGCUGGAGGAGCUCAACGCCCAAGACCGCUGUGGGACUCUCCAACCCCCUGUUCCAGGAGGGGCACCACUCGACAGCCAAGGGCGGGGCUCUGGCCCCCACUGCAGGACCCCUGGAGCCAGUCCCUACCACCCACCCCAGCCAGUGCCCCCGGCCCGGGGGUUCUGUGGUGACCACAGAACGGCCACCCCCAGCUCCUCCAGCCUCCAUGUCCAGGCCGCCCUCCAUCCCCGUCUACACCCAGCAGACCCCAAGCCAGGUCCUGACUGUUCCUUCUCCGUCCCGCCAGCUCAGACCUGUCCCUCCUGCCAAACCCCUCCCGGUGCUGAAGCCCAAGCAGGUGGUCAGGAGGCCCACCUCCACACCUCCAGUGCCACCCGUCAAGUCUGGGGCUGCAGGAGCCAAGCCCGGACCCACCCAGGGAGUUGGCCCAAAGGUUGCUCUGAAACCCCCGGUCCAGAGGAGCUGAUGGCUGAGCUCCCACCCACCGGGGGCAUGUGCACCUGUCCGCCUGAUUGUAAGAAGAACCACGGAGCCCUGGGCCUUGGCCCCCAGCCAGAAGCCCAAAGGGAGGAGCUGGCCCUCCAACCCGGCUCCCUGCCCCUUGCGCCCCCAC